AUGCGUGCUUAUCUCCAAUUACUGGGUUGGUUCGCCCUUUCACUUGGACUUUUAGGUAAGCAAUCUCAGUUAAGGAACUUCGUCGGAGCGGUGGCUAAACGAAUUCCAGUCAGCCAAAACGAGGGUGCUUUUUCAAGAAUUGGUGUCAUUAAUGGUGGUGAGGAUGCAGAGAUUUUUGCUAAUCUCACAACAUUCACCAGUAGCUACGAAGCAUAUAGUGCCAUCCGUAAAAUGAAAUGGAGGAGCGCCGACAACUUCAACAUUAGAUCAUCUUUGAGAGCGGCAUCAAAAAUGAUAGACGCUUCGGGUAGAAAAAAUGUCAAGAAAAUCGUCAUCGUAUUCUCGGGUAAAUCGGAAGAUUGCGAAUACAUGGGCUUCCCUGCGAAGAUCAUGAAUGGCGAUUUAGACGACAACCCAUGUAAUAUCGCAAGGCAGCUAAAAGAGAAUGGAAACAUCAUCAUGACUGUUGCAAUAAAAUGCGAAGGCAAAUUUGACUUCCCAAGAAUGCAAUUCGGAAGUGAAUGCUACAGGUUAAACUUCGACGACCAAUUCGCACAAAACUUCUUACGAAAACUCUGCGAUGCUAAUUGCUUCUGUCCACCGCCAUUUAUGCAAUUCACAGACCUCAAAGACAAAUGCAGGAAGUUUGGUGAAUGCGUCUAUCAACGAACUGAAGCAUUUUCUUAUCAGAUUGCUCGUAAAAGAUGUGCUUUCUAUAAUGCUGAAAUGACUGAAAUACUCAGUCCACAGAAAGAUCAAUUCCUUAAGAAUUGGGCUGCUGGAGCAGGUGCACAAAGCCUUUGGCUCGGAGCAACCGGUGUUGAUGGCAAUUACACGUGGACCAUUAGCGGAAAACAGGUAAGCGGCUAUCAGCCAUGGGCACCAAACCAACCGAACGUCGCUGAUGGAAACUGUGCCUUCGAAGAUAUUAAAACUGGCAACUGGAGCGCAGCACCAUGCGAAGACCUCUUCAGUGUGCACGAUUUUGCAUGCGAAAGAAUUGCAUUCACGUUUGGUGCCGAGCGAGAGUGCGCUUGUGACUACAAGAAAACAUGGAUGGAUAUUGUAUAUAUAUUGGAUUCGUCAAAGGAAAUGAACCCGCCAGAUUUCUAUGCCGUAAGGAACUUCGUCGCAGCGGCGGUUAAAGGAAUUCCAGUCAGCCAAAACGAGGGUGCUUUUUCAAGAAUUGGUGUCAUUAAUGGUGGUGAGGAUGCAGAGAUUCUUGCUAAUCUCACAACAUUCACCAGUACCAACGAAGCAUAUCGUGCCAUCCGUAAAAUGGAAUGGAGGAGCGCCGACAACUUCAACAUUAGAUCGUGA
Messenger RNA from Anisakis simplex (herring worm), 1320 nucleotides. The record is from the annotation of a GenBank genome assembly. NCBI's taxonomy places the organism in Eukaryota, Metazoa, Nematoda, Chromadorea, Rhabditida, Anisakidae.